AUGUCUUCCGAGAAUGAUCCACCUCAGAAACCAGCUGCGUCUUCAUUUGCCGAUGUUUUCAAGACACUAGCAUCAGGUCGCCGUAAAUCUCUCUCCCCUCUCUCAGCUUCUGAUAGCCCUUCCGAAUUCCCAAACCAUGUCAUCGACGGACGCAGGGGUUCUCGUGUGACGUUCGGAUUUGAAGGGAUGUCGCGCGGAACUAUGUCCAACAGUUCGUUGGAUCAUAGCGCCGUUCCAAGUUAUGAGGAUGCGCUCGAAAAUCUCAGGAACCCCGUACUCGCUGUAGAUGAAGUGGAGGUACUUGCCAAGCAUUCAACCAAGUUCACGCCGGAACAGAUCAUAUCUCUUUGGGAAGCAAGUUCAUAUUUACUCUGUCAGGGCGACUUUGAGGAUGCCCGGCUACGCGCAUCGAGGUUCUUGGACACAAUUGUGGCGCGGCCGGAUCUGUCAACAGACCUCAAAGCUCAACUCUGCAAGAGUAUAUUAACGCCAACACCGGCUGAUGUGAUACCCGCGCGGGUCAACGCACUCAUUGCGCUUUCCGAUAAUGGCAGGAAAUUGGAUACCAUGCAGGUCAACAUCUUACCAGCGCUGGCGGUUGCAUUAUAUUCGUUGUUCAAAGCUGUCGCCAACCUGCGGUCGAAAGCGAAGAAGAGCAAACAACCGCGUACCAUUGAAAAUGAAGAAUCACAUUUGGAGAACCUUUUUGAUUUCAUACUCAAUGUUAUCACGCUUCAAAAUUUCCCACUAGAAGAGAAAGAUGCGGCUACCUUACUCGAGGAAGUUCUCAAGAUCUGCAAGAGGACGGCAUCUCCUGAUGAUCUGAAGAGUUCGCUCUCUAUUUUCGACGCCAUCAUCUCGUACGCCGAGGUACCAGAUGAUAGUUUUGCUCCACUAUUAGAGGUUCUAUGCGGCAUCCAUGCUUCGGUAAAGACACUCUCUGGUCGCACCUCCCAGGUGAUACGCAACAUAGUCAAAUCCCCUAAAAAGCUAGCCAUGCUUGAGCUUUUAUACUCUUUUUUGGAAGGGCCAGAUGACCACGGCCGAAACGCAAAUGUAGUACGCGGCGCGGUGGAAACUUUCACCGAUAUAAUAAGAUCUCACGACAGGAAGAAGUUACCAGAGCUAUCAUUUCCAAAAUUAAUCCACUGUCUACAAGCAGUGCCGCCACGGCGGAGUGGAAGGCUCAACGCGGCUACUCUUGAAUUAUGUGCAAACAUCCUAGAUGGCGAUUUUGCCUUCAUCUGCAUAGAGGAACCAGAUUGGACCAGCUUUUCGAAGUUGCUUAUUGAAUGCUCCGGUGCAAUUGGUCAAGAGGUCACUGAUAGUGCUCAAUCUCCUGUCAUUUCUCCUACAAGGAGUAUAUCGCAUGAUGAUCAUCUUGCUGCCAGCAUUUCCCGCCUAUCAUCCCUUAUCGAGCACUCGUGGGUUCAGUUGAGCUCAGAACAAAAAUCUGAAAUCAGUCAGUUUUUGAGAAUAUCGCACCGGUACCUUUCACCGACCCAAGCACGCCUCUUGAUCAACCAUCUCAAAAUGCAGAAAUCGUAUUUCCCAGGAACCGAAGACUGGGAACAAGAAGCCAAAUGGCUUGUUGAUUCAUUUCUUCAGGCGCCUGCUAAGGUGUCGGAUGUGCGUGCUUACGCCUUGGAGGCACUCGAAGAAGCAAUGUUUCAAGACAACAACCUCGUCGAUUUUGAGCAAGCUGGUAUCAUUGACUCUUUACUUCAGAACUUCGCAGAUGAGAAAGACACAAUUUACCUGUCAUCACUUGUCUCCGUGAUGAUUGAGAUCGCGGCACGGGCGGAUAAUGAUGAUAUCUUUCAUACCGUUGUCGACACUCUGAGUUCACCCAUGAUUUCCGACUUUCUUGAAGAGGAUGAUCCAGCUAUCCUGAGCGGACAAUUAUCACAAUCACGCCGUAAUUCUGCUUCUGUUCUCGAGCCAUCUUUAUCAAACGUCUGCAUGAUGGGUCUUGUUCGACUCUUCCUCAGAUUUUUGAAUUUGUCAGCCCAACGAGCAGCGUUGCUGUUUGAAACUCUCAUCUUCAUUAUGAAGACGUCAAAGAAAAGACCAGCCGAUGCCACGCUCACAGUUCUCAAGUUGUUGUUCCGAUUGCGCUGCGACUCAUCUGGUGCGAUCUGGGUUACCGCAGACAUUGAGAAUGACUUUUUGGUGGCUGUGCUUAGUCGAAACUUGGAUGUCGGAGUCAAACAGUCUACAACAACGGAAGGUUCUAUAUUGGAGAGAUCCUCCAUGCAUAGCGACGACUGUCUCACUGCAAGUACAGGACGACUGUCUCUGCGAAAUCAAAAUGGUUCCGCCGAAUCGCAAAGGUCUGUCCCUCGCAUGAGUAGUUCCUACUUGCGUGGCACCACGAAGUCGAUGCCUCCCAGUUGGGUACAAGGAGAUUCGAGUCUUCCUGACGAACCAUCAACGACUGCAAGUCCUUUUGUGUAUGCUUACAAGACGGUAGGUGAGGGGACGGAUUCCGAAUCGUCUGAACAGAAUAAAGAAGCGUUGAAAGUCAAUGUUUACCUCGAGACAAUCAUUGACUUGCUUCAAAAACGUGAUACUCCGUGGGAUGUUUACAGCUAUAUCCUCGCUCAUUUGGGGCCACAACUCAGCAAUCGGGACUUUUUCUCCAACGCAGUCCCGCAAAUUCAGAUGCUUCGUAACAUACUGUGCGGCCAGAUCAAGGGCGAGAUGUUCCGGGAGCCACCAGCUAUAGCUGGUAUUAAGAAGGCCGAUGUCGCAAUUUGCAUUUUUGAUUGUUUGUCCAUGCUCGUUGGAUUCCACCAUUACUUUGCAAAAAGCGAACAGGAUGAAUUGGUACGUGCUUUUAUGCUUGGGAUUGGAUCCUGGGAUGGUACGUCCAGAGGAUGCAUUCACGCUUUAUCCGUGUGCUGCCAUGAGAUACCAUUAUCAGUGACAAAAUCAUUGAAUAUGAUACUUGACAAGAUGUCAAAAGUGAUUACUAUGGCUCAUGUGGCAGUCCAUAUAUUAGAGUUUCUUGCACUUCUGGCUCGUCUGCCUGAGGUUUACGUGAACCUACGGGAGGAAGAGAUUCGUACCGUCUUUGGCAUAUGCAUUCGCUUUAUCCAGACGAGUAGAGAACAACGCCUGAAGUCAAGCGAUUCGUCUACUCGCCCAAGCACAACUCCUGCACGUCUCAGUGGUGGUCUGAGAGAAAUAGCCGCAAUGCAACCGGAUUCAUCCGAAGCCAAUACAUGGCAAGAGGGCAUGUCUAACUACGUGUACACUCUGACGUAUCACGUCCUCGUCUUCUGGUUUCUCUCGCUCAAACUUCAGGAUCGCGCGAAUCACGUCAAUUGGAUAACGAAUCGACUGAUCUUCACGGACGAGCUUGGACAGGAAGUGGUUGAAGAGCAGACUGAAGUAUUUAUCGAUUUGAUGCAGCGUGUGACGUACUCGGACUUGGGUGAUACGAUUCCUUAUGAAACGUUUCCGCCAUCUCCAGAAGACGGACCCGUCACCAGCAAGUCAUGGGUCAUCGGGAUGAGUAUCGUCACGGUUGAAACGGCUGGUGUGUCCGGAUUGACGCAGAUUACGAAACGAAUGGCUUCUGGGACGACUUAUGCUGAAUAUCGCCAACGCACUGCCCCUGUACUACCCCAUCAAGUACCUCCAACGCCUGAUACACUGUCAAGUUUCGAUUCAAAUAGUCGAACGGCCAUAUUUCCUUCUCACGUUUUGCUUCAAAUGGUUACUACAGCGUUUCCGACGCCAAAGAUUUCACAACCCAUACCGUUGCCUGACGAUGCCAUGACCCGUCGAGCUAUCAGCUCGUUUGAUAGGAACGACAUUGUCGACGGACAUAAAGUAGGAGUGAUCUUUCUGGAUAACAAUCAAACCACAGAAGCAGAAAUUCUCGCAAACACAGCCGGCAGUCCAGACUACGACCAUUUCUUGAACGGACUUGGUACUAGAGUCUCUAUCCGAGGAGCGCAAUUCAACACUCAGGGUCUCCACAGCGAUAUCGAUGGCGAGUUCACAUAUGCCUGGAGGGAUCGUGUGACCGAAAUGGUCUAUCACGUAACGACCAUGAUGCCCACCAAUCUCGAAAGUGAUCCAGCCUGCGUUGCUAAGAAACGUCACGUGGGCAACGAUUUUGUCAAUAUCAUCUUCAACCGUUCCAACCGACCAUUCAACUUUGAGACCAUCCCAUCACAAUUCAACUCAAUCAACAUCGUCAUAUCGCCAGUGUCUCGAAUCGCCGAGUCGGACUUUAACCGUGACACUGACAGUAAUCGCGACUACAACAAAUCCUUCUACGUAGUCAGAGUGAUGAGCAAACCCGGCCUACCAGAAUUGUCACCCGCAUCAACACCAAAAGUAAUCUCCGGCAAAAGUCUAGCCGCCUACGUCCGCAUUCUAGCAAUCAACGCCUCCGUUUUCUCCUUGGUAUGGAAUCGUGAAGGUGGUGAACACAUCGGGUCAUGGCGGAAUCGACUUCGCGAAAUCAAGCGAUUGCGUGAACGAGCUAUGAUGUCUGCCCGAACUGCAUCAGUUGAUGCGUCCGAAGGUGGGUUUUUGGGUCAUAGGCGCAAUACAAGGACGAAUAUUCACAGUGAGGAUGAGUCGCCUGUCGGAAAUCGGGCUCAGAUUCGUCCUGAUAUUACGGGCGAUGUUGAUAAUAAUAUUUCGCAAGCUUUGGAUUUUUCUCGGGACAGUGGAAUCAUCUUCUUGAUGACUUUGGCCUUGAUGAAAAAAUUGUCUCUUUAUCGCGUGUGUGUUUAG
Molecule: messenger RNA, 4758 nt
Organism: Talaromyces stipitatus ATCC 10500
Lineage: Eukaryota; Fungi; Ascomycota; Eurotiomycetes; Eurotiales; Trichocomaceae
Product: GTPase activating protein (Tsc2), putative
Exons: 2
Coding region: 1-4758 (1585 amino acids)
Biological process (GO): regulation of small GTPase mediated signal transduction; positive regulation of GTPase activity; negative regulation of TOR signaling
Cellular component (GO): cytoplasm; TSC1-TSC2 complex; nucleus
Molecular function (GO): GTPase activator activity
Source: RefSeq, a predicted model, not a curated record